Hemiscyllium ocellatum (epaulette shark) is the source of this 2462-nucleotide messenger RNA. It is a transcript of the gene aar2, whose product is annotated as AAR2 splicing factor. The transcript is spliced from 4 exons. The record is from RefSeq and is a predicted model, not a curated record. Lineage: Eukaryota; Metazoa; Chordata; Chondrichthyes; Orectolobiformes; Hemiscylliidae. Bases 557 to 1708 code for a protein of 383 amino acids. Gene Ontology annotation, biological process: spliceosomal tri-snRNP complex assembly.
AUGUUCAGAUCUGGAGCUGUUUUCUCUCACAGAAUCCCCUGCAUUGUGUAAACAGGCCAUUCAGCCCAACGGGUCCACACUGACCCUCUUAAGAGCUGCGCACCCAGAUCCAUCCUCCACAGCCUGUCCCUAUAUAAUCCCGUAUUUCCCCAUGGCUUACCCAGCCUUGCACAACCCUGAAUGCUGUGGGGCAAUUUACCACAGCUCACCCACCCACACAUCCCUGAACACUCCGAUCCUCCCUAAACUGCACAUCCCUGGAUACUCUGGUCAGUUUACCACAGCUCACCCACUCACACAUCCCUGAACACUCCAAACCACCCGAGCCUGCACAUCCCUAGACGCUAUGGGAUAAUUUAGCAUGGUCAACCCACUCUAAUCUGCACAUCCCUGGACUGUGGGAGGAAACCCACACAGGCAGAAGGAGAAUGUGCAAAUUCCACACAGACAAGUCACCCAAGAAUGGAAUGAACUCUAGUCCCUGGUGCUGUGGGGCAGCAGUGCUAACCACUGAGCAAUCGUGUCCCCUCCCCCACCAUUUUUAAAGGUCAAAAAUAUGUCUACUAUGGAAAUGGAUCAAGAACUGGCCAAAAAACUGUUCUUUGAAGGAGGCACUCUUAUAAUACUUGGAGUUCCUGAGGGCACUGAAUUUGGCAUUGAUUACAACUGUUGGCAAGUUGGCCCCAAAUUUAAAGGAGUGAAGAUGAUCCCACCAGGAAUCCAUUUUAUGCAUUGCAGUGCUGUGGACAGCAGCAAUACUCUGAUAACAGGGCCACGCACAGGUUGUUUCUUUCACAUAAAGCAGAGGGAAGUUCUAGUGAAGCGAUGGGACAAGAAGGAAGAAGAAAUAGUUCUAGUUGAGGUCUCGGAAGAAGAGAGAGAACAGAUAAGAGAGAAUCUGACGGAACUGGACAAAUGCUUGGGACCAUAUCCAUAUGCAACAAUGAAAAGAUGGGUUUCUUUAACCAAUUUAAUUACUGAUCCCUUAAUCCAGAAAUUGCAGCCUGAAAGUGGACGGAUUUGUGCAUUUUCUGAAGUGCAGCCAGAGAUUGCACUACCACAUACAAAGGAUCGCGCCCAACAGAAUCUAUUGCCUUAUGAUACCCUAUGCAAGAGCUACGAAGAGGGGUUAGCCAGACUGCCCAAGAUGAAAGUUAAAGCUGGUACUGAGAUCAGAUUCACGACCAUUCCAAAACAGAAGUAUCCUGAGGGAGCAUCCCCAGCUGAAAUUACAAAGUUUAGCAUGGACUUUAGCUAUGCCCUGGAUACGGUAAUAAAACAGCGAUACCCUUUGAACUCAAAAGAUAUAUUAGGUGAAUUGCAGUUUUCUUUUGUCUGUUUCCUGAUCGGACAUGUCUAUGAUGCGUUUGAGCACUGGAAGGAUUUACUUCGUCUACUCUGUCAUUCUGAGGAGGCUGUGACAAAACGAAAGGAUCUCUAUUCUGCUCUCAUCUCAAUCCUCUAUCAUCAACUUAAUGAAAUUCCUGCUGACUUCUUUGUGGAUAUUGUCUCCAAAGAUAACUUCCUCACCACAACCUUGCAGGAGUUUUUCUCUUACACGUGCAACCCAGAUGUAGACAAAGCUCUGCAGAAGCGGGUGGAAAAAUUUAAAGCUCAUUUAACCAAGAAGUUCAAAUGGGAUUUUGAUGAAGAACCUGAUGAUUGUGCUCCUGUGAUGGUUGAGUUGCCUGAAGGACAACUGGGCUGAUUUAGAUCAGUUAAUAAAACCUUUUGAUCCAUGAGCCAUUUGGUAAAUGUCUGUCUUUUAUGUUUAUCACCUUAAGUAUGUAAAGUAGAAACAAGCUUGCUUAUGUUUUAUAAAUUAUUGUAAAAUAUUUACUCUCUAUUGACAAUAUAAAUUUGCGUGUGAAAGCACUUUUUAUCUGGACAUUUUUAAUGGAACAUGUUGGGAUGAAUAGAUGUGUUUAUUCUUCACUGUUUUUGUUAAAAUUAAUUGGUCUAUUUACUGAUCAAAUGAAAUACAAUGCUCAAAAACUGAUGCUCAUUUUAGUUAAACAUCCUGUCUCAUUAGUUCCUUUUAGCAAUCAUUUGGUCCUAUUUUAACUCUAAGAAUAGUUACAUUGUACUCUGUGCAGUUAUCAAACCUAGAAAUUGAAUGUAUUUUAUUGUUGACUCUCAGUUAUUCAUGAACUGUAAAAUAACAAUUUUGCUUAAUCAGUGGACCAUGCAGUUGUUUUUUUUUCCUCAGCAUUGUUCAAAACAUUUUGACAAGGCCAAGCAAUAAUUAUGGCAUUGCAGUUACUAUGUCUUCUCUGUUUUUUACGACCAAUUGAGGAAGGGUGAUUCAGCUCCUCUCUUUUUAACCCCCACUUGGUUGGUUGCAGCAGAUUUUGUUUUUUUAACUUUCUCUCACUGCAAUUAAUACAUAGUACCAUUCAAAAUCAAUGAUUUAAUUUUGAGAUUUUCUUGAACGAAAUAAAGAUGUUUUUUAUUAUCUACAA